CACCAACAGAAGGCAGCAAUAGGCUGUUGCUCAGCAUAAUUAUAGACCCGCGAUCCGCCCUUGUUCCUGAAUCCUGGAGCUAGACUUUGUCAGCCCUGCCCUGACAGCUUCUGUGAUGGGGCUAUGAGGAUGUCGGUCUUGCGUGGACAUUUCUUCUUUUAAACGGAUUAGUUUAGUUUUCUUUUCAUUUAAACUCAUUUGGUGUCAUGUUGCGGGUUGUAGUAGAGUCGGCUAAGGGUCUACCUAAAAAGACCCUUGGAGUUCCUGAUCCAAUUACCACUGUGAUUUUUAGAGAUGACAAGAAGAAAACAAAAUCGAUUGACAAAGAGUUGAAUCCGGUGUGGAAUGAGUUGGUUGAAUUUGAUCUAAAAGGCAAGGCACUGGACUCCAGCUCCUACAUCGACGUAAUUGUGAAAGACUAUGAAACUAUUGGGAAAGAUAAAUUCCUCGGGUCUGCUAAAAUCUAUUUGAAAGACCUAGCUUCAGGUCAAGCGAGAUCACUGCCGUGCAAAGAUGUUCCCCUGGUCAGUGAAAGUGGACAGAAUAUUGGAGCAACAAUCAAUCUUUUGGUCGGCUAUGAUGCUCCAGCAAACGUUGUACCAAACCCCAAUGAUCCUCCGUCAGGAGAAACUACAGUGGAUGCUGGAGGUGGUGGUGGCGGUGAGGAGGGCAAUGAAACUCUUCCAGAUGGGAGCCAAAGUGGCCCUUCAGGGACGUCCCCAUCCGGUGGUCAGUCGGUUAAUCUUCGUCGGGGUGUUGCCAGGGCACAGAGUCGACAUCGACUUGCAAAUAAACCUCAGGACUUUCAGAUUCGAGUCCGGAUCAUCGAGGCCCGUCAGUUGCCUGGCAACAACAUCAAACCAGUAGUCAAGAUUUACGUUUGUGGGCAGACCCACAGGACCAGGAUUAAGAGGGGAAACAACCCCUUCUUCGAUGAGAUAUUCUUCUACAAUGUCCACAUGUUACCGUCUGAUCUGUUUGAUGAGAACAUUAGUUUUCGGGUGUAUAACUCCUGCUCACUGAGGGCUGACAGUCUUAUGGGAGAAUUCGAGGUGGACGUUGGUUAUGUUUAUGAUGAGCCAGCCCAUUGUGUCUUGAGGAAGUGGCUCCUUUUGAAUGACCCAGAUGACUCCAGCUCUGGGGCUAAAGGCUACCUGAAAGUCAGCCUCUUUGUUGUCGGGACUGGCGAUGAUCCUCCGGUGGAAAAGAGAGAGUCCAAUGACGACCAGGAUGACAUAGAGAGUAAUCUGCUGCUUCCAGCGGGCGUGACUCUUAGAUGGGCCACGCUGUCACUGAAGGUGUUCAGAGCUGAGGACAUUCCCCAGAUGGAUGAUGCAUUUGUCCAGAAUUUGAAAGAAAUUUUUGGAGGAGAAGCAAACAAGAAAAACCUGGUGGAUCCCUUUUUGGAGGCUAGCUUUGCUGGCAGAAAGUUGUGCACACAAAUCAUUGAGACGAAUGCCAACCCAGAGUGGAACGAAGUACUGAACCUUCAAGUCAAGUUCCCCUCCAUGUGUGAGCGUGUCAAACUAACGGUGUUUGAUUGGGAUCGUUUGACAGGAAAUGAUGCCAUCGGCACCACGUACCUGAAUCUGGCCAACAUAGCCUCCUCUGGUGGAGAGAUAGAAGAGGAACAUCCGGAUUAUGGGGGAACGGCGUCUUAUGAAGGUAACUCAGGGGAGUCUGAGGUGGGCUUCCUGCCUGUGUUUGGGCCCUGUUAUAUCAACUUGUAUGGCAGCCCCAGAGAGUUCACUGGCUUCCCAGACCCCUAUGAGGAUCUCAAUUUGGGCAAGGGAGAAGGCGUGGCGUACAGAGGCAGGAUUCUGGUCGAGCUGUCCACUAAGCUAGACGGGAAAGCAGACAAAGCAGUAGACAAAAUCCACAGUGAUGACGUCCUGGUGGUACAGAAAUACCAGAGGAGGAGAAAAUACUGCCUCUGUGCAGUCUUCCACAGCGCCUCAAUGAUUCAGGAACCUGGAGAACCAAUCCAGUUCGAGGUCAGCAUCGGUAAUUAUGGCAACAAACUGGACACCACCUGCAAACCGCUGGCCUCCACCACACAAUAUAGUUGUGCUAUAUUUGAUGGUAAUCAUUAUUACUACCUGCCCUGGGCAAACACUAAGCCAGUGGUUGUGGUUACCUCAUACUGGGAAGACAUCAGCCACCGUCUGGACUCUGUCAACAUCAUCCUCUACAUUACUCACCGCUUGCAAUCAAACUUGGAGGAAUUUAAAACGGCAAUCUUGGCAAAAGUCUCAGACAACCAGCUAGCUGAGGUGUGGCUGAAGUUACUCAAUCAGCUGAUUGAAGACCUAGAAAGUUUCCCAACACCUGAGCUCGAGGGCCACUCCAACCUGACAACUCUGGACAUCCAAAUCAAGAAGCUGCGAGACAGGGCUUUGACAAGCAUCAAAGAUGGAGCCAGACGCAUGAGAGACGAGGCCGGAGAGAUCCGUGACACUUUGUCCGACUUGGAGUCCUGGGUAGAAAAGUUCAAAACGCUGGCUGAAGAGCCCCAGAUCAGCAUGCCUGAUGUGAUCAUCUGGAUGCUACGGGGUGAGAAAAGAGUGGCUUGCAGUCGCAUCCCAGCUCAUCAGAUCCUCUACUCUACAUUCAGUGAGCAGGCCUGUGGGCAGCAUUGCGGCAAGACACAGACUGUGUAUUUACAGUACCCCAUGGACAAGAACAAGGGCUUAAAGGUGCCAGUUCAGAUUAGAGUUAACAUGUGGCUGGGUCUGUCUGCACAUGAGAAAAAGUUCAGCUCAUUCUCCGAGGGAAGCUUCAGUGUGUUUGCCGAACUGUACGAAAAUCAGGCUCAGGUGUUCGGGAAGUGGGGGACUACGGGACUGGUGGGGCGCCAUAAGUUUUCUGAUGUAACCGGCAAACUGAAGCUAAAAAAGGAGUACUUCAUUCCACCCAGAGGAUGGGAGUGGGAGUCUGAGUGGUUCAUUGAUCCAGAGAAAGCUCUGCUAACAGAAGCUGAUGCAGGACACACUGAAUUCAUGGAUGAGGUUUUCCAGAAUGAGACCCGCUUCCCAGGUGGAGACUGGAAGGCUGCUUCUGAACCCUUCACUGAUGUGAAUGGAGAGAAAAGUUGCAACCCUACAGAGUUUGAUUGUCCCCCAGGUUGGAUCUGGGAGGAUGAGUGGACUGUGGAUAUCAACAGAGCUGUGGAUGAUCAAGGCUGGGAAUAUGGAGUCACCAUUCCUCCAGAUGACAAGCCUCGGUCCUGGGUUCCUGCAGAGAAGAUGUACCACGUUCACCGCAGAAGAAGGCUGAUUCGACCCCGCAAGAGGAGUAAAGUCCCCGGAGGAGCAGCUGUGGAGAGGCGGGAUCAAGGCAACCCUGAGGGCUGGGAAUUCUCUUCUCUGAUUGGCUGGAAAUUCCACAGAAAUGAGAGGUCAUCAGAUACGUUUCGGCGAAGGCGCUGGAGGAGAAAAAUGGCACCGGAAAGUCGCCUUGGAGCAGCUGCCAUCUUCCAGCUGGAGGGAGCAUUGGGUAUUGACACAGAGGAGAAAGAGAAAGAUUCCAAGGGUGACGCUACCAAGCUGUUUGGUGCCAACACGCCUACUGUGUCCUGCUCCUUUGACAGGUCAUAUAUGUACCAUCUCCGUGUCUACAUCCAUCAGGCACGCAACAUGACCUCCAUGGACAAAGAUAGUUUCUCUGAUCCAUAUGCACAUGUCUCCUUCCUGCAUGUCAGUAAGACAACAGAGAAGCUAAGAGCAACUCUGAACCCAACCUGGGACCAGACUCUGAUUUUUAAUGAUGUAGAGAUUUACGGAGACCCCCAGAAGAUUGCUUACCGCCCUCCCAAUGUUGUCCUGGAGUUCUACGAUAGUGACCAAGUGGGGAAGGACGAAAUACUGGGCCGCAGUAUUUGCACCCCAAUAGUAAAACUGAAUUCUGCUAUGGAUCAGACACCAAAACUGUUGUGGCAUCCCAUCAUCCAGAAAGGGAAGGUAGCCGGGGAGGCUCUUGUGGCUGCUGAACUCAUUCUUAAAAACAAGUCAGGAGACUCAGAUCUUCCACUAGUUCCCCCAAAGAGAGAGAACAUCUACAUGGUACCUCAGGGCAUUCGCCCUGUGGUGCAGCUGACUGCUGUGGAGAUUCUUGCAUGGGGCCUGAGGAACAUGAAGCCAUACCAACUGGCAGCAGUAUCGUCACCCAGCCUCGUGGUGGAAUGUGGGGGGCAGAGGGUAGAGUCAGCCGUCAUCAAGAACAUGAAGAAGACUCCAAACUUCCCAAGCUCUGUCCUCUUCAUCAAAGUGCUCCUUCCGAAGGAAGAGAUGUACACGCCUCCAAUUGUGCUGAAGGUAAUAGACCACCGUCCAUUUGGCAGGAAGCCCGUGGUAGGCCAGUGCACUAUCAGUUCUUUGGAGCAGUUCAGAUGUGAUCCAUAUGUCGUCACCGCCGAAGGAGCAAUGUCAUCUAAAAUGGCUCUGAUGAUGGCGUCGCCUCACAAACAUGUCUCUAUCACCAUGGAGGAGACAAGGCCACUGCUAGAAGCUCAGUUUAUGUACAGCAUGUCAGCUGCUGUCAACAAAAUGGCAUCCCCUACCUCCCAUUUUGUUGCUGAGAAGGAAAAAGAGACAGUUGAUUGGUGGAGUAAAUUCUACGUCUCGCUAGGAGACCAGGAGAAAUGUGGUCCUUACCUCAAGAAAGGAUACGAUACCCUCAAAAUCUAUGACUGCGAACUGGAAGAUGUCCCAGAAUUCAAAGGGCUUACUGAUUUCUGCGACACCUUCAAACUCCAGCGAGGCAAGAACGACAAUGGCGAUGAUGAUCCCACUGUGGUUGGAGAGUUUAAGGGUUCGUUCAAAGUGUACCCCUUUCCAGAUGACCCAGGUGUAGCUCCUCCACCGCGUCAGUUCAGAGAACUCCCAGAUAGCGGACCUCAGGAGUGUCUGGUUAGGAUUUAUGUGGUUCGGGGCAUGGACCUCCAGCCCAAAGACAAUAAUGGCAGCUGUGAUCCAUACAUAAAGAUAUCACUGGGAAAAAACACGAUCGAUGACAGAGACCACUACUUACCCAACACCCUCAACCCUGUGUUUGGAAGGAUGUUUGAGAUGACGUGUUUCCUGCCCCAGGACAAGGACCUGAAGAUCUCUGUUUAUGACUAUGAUCUGCUUACUCGUGACGAGAAGGUCGGCGAGACAGUGAUCGACCUGGAGAACCGCUUCCUGUCUCGAUAUAACUCAUACUGCGGCUUGCCUCAAAGCUACUGCAUUUCUGGCAUUAACCAGUGGCGGGACCAGCUGAAGCCAUCUCAGAUUCUUGAGAAUCUGGCUCGUCUUAAAGGACUUUCCAAGCCCAGGACGGAAGAUAAUGGAAAUUCACUCACCUUCAAUGGAAAAGAAUACACACUGGCUCAGUUUGAGAGCAACAAGGAAAUUCAUCAGCACUUGGGUCCACCUUAUGAACGCCUCUGUCUGCACGUGCUCAGAACACAGGGUCUCGUCCCUGAACAUGUGGAAACUAGGACGCUUUACAGCACCUUCCAGCCCAACCUCUCUCAGGGACAACUUCAGAUGUGGGUGGAUGUCUUUCCCAAAAGCUUAGGCCUCCCCGAGCCUCCCUUUGACAUCACACCACGCAAACCAAAGAAGUAUUUCCUGCGUGCUGUCAUCUGGAACACCACAGAUGUGACUCUGGAUGAGACCAGUAUCACUGGAGAGCGCAUGAGCGACAUCUAUGUGAAAGGCUGGAUGCCAGGAAUGGAGGAGGACAAGCAGAAGACUGAUGUCCACUACAGGUCUCUGGAUGGCGAUGGUAACUUUAACUGGCGAUUCGUCUUUGGGCUUGACUACCUGCCAGCUGAACAACUCUGCCUUGUAUCCAAGAAGGAACACUUUUGGAGUCUUGAUAAAACAGAGUUCCGGAUUCCUCCCAAACUGAUUGUUCAGAUUUGGGAUAAUGACAAAUUCUCACUGGAUGAUUACCUUGGUACUGUGGAGCUGGAUUUGCGUAAGCUGGUUGCUCCUGCGAAGACCCCAGAGAAAUGCUCUCUGGAUAUGAUGGAUAAUGUGGAAAUAGGUCCACACAAGGCAGAGCAGAACAAGUCUCUGUUUGCUCAGCAGUCAGUCAGAGGCUGGUGGCCUUGCUCUAUUGAACAAGAUGGGAAGAAGGUCCUGGGUGGCAAAGUGGAGAUGACACUGGAGAUUGUGAGUGAAGUGGAUGCAGAUGAGCGACCUGCAGGAAAAGGACGGGAUGAACCCAACAUGAAUCCAAAACUGGACCUUCCAAAUCGCCCAGAAACAUCCUUCUUCUGGUUCACCAACCCAUGUAAGACCAUGAAGUUCAUUGUGUGGAGAAGGUUCAAGUGGGUCUUUAUUGGACUUAUCAUCCUCAUCAUAGUGGUCCUCUUCAUCGCCAUCCUGUUGUAUUCUUUACCGAACUACAUCUCAAUGAAGAUCGUGAAACCCUUAAGUUAGCAAUAAGGACCACCAGGAGCAAUGAACUCCACACAGAUACUGCCAGAUUAUCUCAACUUGUACCUUUUUUUAACUUUAGUUUUUUUUAACAAAUGGGAAGGGGAGCUUGCACAUUUGCACUAUUUCAACAUAUGAACACAUUUUCUACACCACAGAACUGUGACAAUACAGUCCAUCACAGUCUAGUUUGCAAAGGGUUUUGUUUAGGACACUGUAUGGAAAAGGUGUUUGCAAUUAGCCCAGUUUGGGUGAUAUUUCGGGAUCACUUUUAUUAAAAUGAAUAUUUCUUUUUAUUAAAAUGUUUCCAUAUUUGUGGACAUUAUAUAUAAAUGGGAUCACAAUUAAUAGCUCAAAGUUUCUUUAAAGUGUAUUUUUAUUACUUGACUGCUCAAAAAUUGCAAUGUGGAAAUUUCCAUCUUUCUCAUCUCGCAAUGGAGACCUGAUCCUUAGGGCGUAGUGUGUUUUGGGUUUUAAAAGCCACAGAGAUGCUGUGUUUUGAGAAAAUGUAUCUUAGAUGUUCUGAUACUCCGCACACUUGAGGACUCACUACAGGUUUUGCUAAGGCAGCAGUUGUCCUUUCUUCCCCUCCUGGAUCGCCUGGAGCAUUCUUUGGGUACCUUCCAAGCUUUGACAAUUGUCCAGCUGGAAGUCACUUGAACAAGUGAUGAAACGUUUCUCCCACUGAAAAUGCUACAACCAGAAAGACAGAAACAACUUUCUGAGAUUUCCUACCUGGAUAAUUAAAGACGGGUUCGAAAAAUAAAUUGUUCAAAAAUUUGGAUUUUGACUGAAUAAAGCCAGCACUUUACAUUUAAUACUGAAAUAUGUACAGCACAUGUUGUCCAGAAGUUGAAUUAUAUACAUUUUCACAAAA
Messenger RNA from Neolamprologus brichardi, 7305 nucleotides. NCBI's taxonomy places the organism in Eukaryota, Metazoa, Chordata, Actinopteri, Cichliformes, Cichlidae. The record is from RefSeq and is a predicted model, not a curated record.